Molecule: messenger RNA, 1892 nt
Organism: Cydia strobilella
Lineage: Eukaryota; Metazoa; Arthropoda; Insecta; Lepidoptera; Tortricidae
Product: UDP-glycosyltransferase UGT5-like
Exons: 4
Coding region: 45-1565 (506 amino acids)
Molecular function (GO): UDP-glycosyltransferase activity
Source: RefSeq, a predicted model, not a curated record
GCAGUGUGUACUGAUUCCUCGCAUUUGUGACAUUCGGCUCGAGAAUGGUGGGUGGGUGGCGAUGCGCGUUUAUAAUAUGCGCCUGCGCGUGGUACGGAGAUACCGCGCGAAUACUCAUCGUAGUGCCAACUCCUUCUAUUAGCCAUCAGGUAGUAUUCCGCCCAAUAGCACAUGAGUUAGCAAAGCGUCAUCGUGUUGUUAUUUUGACAACUGACCCAGCCUUUCCAGACCAGGCCCCGCCGAAUCUCACAGAAAUUGACCUACACGAAUCCUACGCUCCAUGGAUCGACCGCUUUGUUAAAACCGCCUCUGGAAAGCGAAACGAUUUAUACACACAAAUUAAUACGGGGUAUGAUCUCAUGUUAGAAAUAUUCCCAAAGCAAAUGAAAAGUGAGGCUGUAAAGAGGGUGUUUGAAAAAGAAAAACAGUUCGAUCUAGUGAUCACAGAAGGGUGGACGAGACCGGCACUAGCAUUGUCUCAUGUGUUCAAAGCGCCUGUUAUAAUGAUAAGUAGUUUUGGGGGAACAGAUGAACAAUAUCAUCUAAUGGGUGCUCCUGUCGACCCAAUAUUGUACCCAGACUAUCUGCGCACGCGGCUGUUCAAUCUUACAUUAUGGGAGAAAGUGACAGAGUUAUAUAAUAGAUACAAAUUAAAUCGGUUAAAAAUGGCGUAUGAGGAGAAGGAAGAUGUGAUGCUUCGUGUUUUGUUUGGAAAGGAUACGCCUCCGUUAGAGGAGUUAAAGAAUAAUGUGGAGUUGCUGAUGGUGAAUAUAGAUCCUGUGUUUGAGGGCUACCGCCCUGUGCCGCCUAAUGUGAUACAUUUGGGGAGCCUUAAUUGUGCACCGUCUAAAGAUCUGCCUCAGGACCUAAAAUCAUGGAUGGAUUCCUCAAAGCACGGAGUCAUCUAUAUGAGCUUUGGAACGAACACGGAUCCGUCGCUGCUUCCACCGGAGCGUAUGGCGAUCUUCAUUCGGGUCUUCGAGAAACUGCGGUAUAAUGUACUGUGGACGUGGAAGGAGCCGCCAGAGGGACUACCGGCUAAUGUGCGGACGUCAGCUUGGGUUCCGCAGUCUGAUCUGCUGCGCCAUAAGAAGCUGGUCCUAUUCAUCACCCAAGGAGGCCUGCAAUCUACAGACGAGGGCCUCCGCGCUGGUGUGCCUCUUCUAGCUUUCCCCAUGCUUGUUGACCAGUGGUUUAAUGCUGAGCAAUAUGAGAGGCUUGGUGUGGGGCGAAGACUGGAGUUUGCUUCAUUCACUGAUGAUCAGCUACGGGAAAAUAUUGAAGAGCUGAUAAAGGACAAAGGUUACCGCUCCCGCUCCAAGCUUCUAAGUGAAGAGAUGCAAGACCGCUCAGAGUCGUCACUCGAGCGCGCAGUCUGGUGGAUGGAGCGCACAUUGCGGCGUCGCACGCGCAGGCGCGCCCCCGCCGUACGCGUGACCUGGCUUACGUUCAUCGAUGGAGACAUAGUAGCGGCAGCUCUUGUGUUGAUCAUUAGUGUGCUGCUGGCGCUUUUUGGCCUAUAUAAAAUGUUAACUAGAAGAAGUAUGAAAGUCAAAACUACUUAAUCGUAAAACAGUUCACGCCGUUUUACCUUUUGAGUGUUGUGUCAUCAAAUCUUCAAUUUUGGAAGUGGAGAAGAAACUAGCAAUAAUUUUAAUGCAAAUAGUCUAAGUGGUAUUUCAUGUGGAUUUAAAAUUUGGUUGAUUUCAAGCUUAUGCUCAUAAAGUUGCUUAAACCGAAUGAACACAUCACAAAUAAUAAAAAUAUUGUUAUUGCAUCUUCCGUAUUGCCGACUGUUAUUUGUUUAUGUUUGUGUAAAAAAUGAAAUUAAUUAUUUUAUUGUUUUUUUUUAUCAGUAUACAAAUUUUAGACCCAGUAGUUUCGGAGAUAAA